AUGUGGCGGGACCGAACCAAUCUCUUUAUAUCCUACCGCCAGUCCUACUCCCACCACCCCCAGAAGAAGACGCGCUAUGGCGGCCCAGGCUCCAAUGGCUUCGGCGACAGCAGGCGCAUGUCCGACGAGCGGCAGGGGCUCAUGGCCAGCGGCGCAUACGAAGACGACGGCGAUGCCGUGAUUGAAAUGGACCUGCUGCCUCCACGAUGGCUGGACAUCCAGGACGACAUCACCGAACACCUAGCCGAGAUAGCCAAGCAAACACGCAAGCUCGACCAGCUACACCAGAAGCACGUGCUGCCGGGCUUCGACGAUGAAGACGUCAAAAAGCGGGAAGAGCGCGAGAUUGAACACCUCACCCAGGGCAUCACACGCCUCUUCCAAAAGUGCCAGCUAGCCAUCAAGCGUAUAGAGACCAUGGUGCGCGAAGCCAAGCAGCAGGGCAAUAUCAACCAGGGCGAAGAAGUCAUGGCACAGAAUCUCAAGAUCUCCUUGGCUACCCGUGUCGGCGAAGUGAGCGCCAUGUUCCGCAAGAAGCAGUCGGCCUACCUGAAGAAACUACGCGACCUCGGCGGCUUUACCUCGCCCUUCCGCUCUGCGACACCCGUGCAGAACCCCUACAACGACCCUGCCCUGCAAGAGUCCGAUGCCGAUCGCUCCUUCUCGCAAUCCACGCUUCUGCAGACAAAGCAACAGCGCAUGCGCCAUGACCCCAACGAAGCCAUCAUAGCCCAACGCGAGCGCGAAAUUGAAGACAUCGCCCAAGGUAUCAUUGAGCUAGCAAACAUCUUUCAGGAGCUACAGACCAUGGUCAUCGAUCAAGGCAGCAUGCUGGACCGCAUAGAUUACAAUGUAGAGAACAUGUCGCGAGACGUCAAAGAAGCAGACAAGGAACUCAAAGUGGCGUCGGGAUAUCAAAAGCGAACCAUCAAGAGGAAGAUUAUGCUACUGUUGGCUAUCUUGAUCGCAGCUGUCUUCAUACUGUUAUCGCUCAAGCUGAGCAGAAGAGGCGGAAACGAUGCGCCGGCCGCUCCACAAGUGCCAGAUGUCCCGCCGGCGGCAGCGAUAAGAACCAGACGACAAUCAACCAGCAUGCGCACGAGUCGCGUAUGGCACCGAAGAAAACGGCGGUUAUGGCAGGGGGUCCAAGACCACCCUUUGACGCUCUAA
Molecule: messenger RNA, 1170 nt
Organism: Alternaria burnsii
Lineage: Eukaryota; Fungi; Ascomycota; Dothideomycetes; Pleosporales; Pleosporaceae
Product: t-snare affecting a late golgi compartment protein 2
Exons: 3
Coding region: 1-1170 (389 amino acids)
Biological process (GO): vesicle-mediated transport; vesicle fusion; intracellular protein transport
Cellular component (GO): SNARE complex; endomembrane system; membrane
Molecular function (GO): SNARE binding; SNAP receptor activity
Source: RefSeq, a predicted model, not a curated record